CUGAAAGAGAUGCCGCGUAUGGCCGAGAACUUGGCUGGGAAGCUUACUGGCAACUUCCGACCUAGUACUCAUCAUGCACGUACAGGCUCAAGAACGAACUCAAUUGUAUAUUCAACGUCAGGAUCUAUACCUGGAGAACGUAAAUUCACAAUUGUUGAAACAGAAUCAGGCGCGUUAGAACUACAGAAUGACAUAGGAUUCGUAGAUAUUGUUUCUGGUACAAAUAUGGAUGGCGUGCAACAUCUUCGUUCUGAUAAUGUUGUUACAAGAAAUAUAUGGAGAGCACUAAUUAUAAUUUUCAUAUUACUCGCUUUAAUACAAAUAUGGUCGCAGCUACAAUUAUAUUUUAAAUAUCCUGUUGCCACGAAUAUCGAAGCUGAAUAUCCACGUACCAUUCCAUUCCCAUCAGUAGCUAUAUGUAAUAAUAAUCGAUUUCGCUUAACUUAUAUAACGGGGCCACGUAUAUUGAAUCGGAGAGCCAAAGAGAAGGAUAAGUUCAAGACAGAUAUUACCGGUAAUUCAUCUAUAUUUGAUAAAGUUAUUGAGCAAACAUGGGAUAUGGAUGCUGUUCGUUUCUUACGAAGUGCCGCACAUUGGAAAUCUCGUAUGAUAUUAGGAUGUACAUGGCCCAAUGGAACAAGCUGCAAGUUGUCUGAUUUCAAAGCCGUGUGGACUAUGACAGGCUUAUGUUGGGCUAUUAAUACUGACAUUCAUAAUCCUGUGGAAGUGGCUGGAAGCGGAGCUACUCAUGGUUUACGCCUUCUUUUGAACGUUGAGAGUUAUGAGCGUGUUGAUGCUUGUACACCUCACUUCAAAUCUCGCUCUAUAUCAGGAUUGAAAAUAUUGAUAUUCAAUCAAACGUAUGUUCCGGAGAGUAGUUUGAAUGGAGUUAAUGUCCCCUCUGGUUAUUCCAUGGAUAUUCCAUUCAAAAUGCAAUAUAGAAACAAACUUCCUGGAGUUCAUUGUAUUGAAGAAACAAGAGAUCACAUCAAUGCUAGAGACGACUUCGACUCAGAAUAUAAUGUUCGAACAUGUUCAAUUCGAAGAUAUUUAAGAGAGAUCGAGAAUAACUGUAAUUGUUCUAUGAGAAGAGCAUUUUUGCCAAACAAUGAUGAUUCUUAUAAUAACUGUAAUGUUGAUGACUACUUCGGAUGUGUACAGAAAACUGUCAAAGCGGUGCAGGAAAUUGGAUCGAAUGCUAAUUGCCAGCCUCCCUGUCAAGUGAUUGACUAUACCGCUUGGCAGGAUAUGAAUAGGAUGCCCAGUAAUCUCAUGCCGACACUCAUUGAAGAGCAUGAAGAAGAGGAUGAAUCUGAUGUUGCUCAAGAAGACAUAGAUGAAGAUAAUUUUUUGGAAACAGAUCAAAAUGACGACGAAACGUUUAGUUGUAGUGACAGUGCUUAUCUGGACGAGAAACAAGUUUCACGAAUCAAAAGAGAUGCUCAUCGUGCUUAUGAAAAGCAAGCACGCUAUCAGGAGAAUAUUUUUCUGAGAUCAAAAAGGCUUAUUCUACGUCUCAGUUUAGCAAUCCAGUCAAUAAGUAAUUUGAAAUGGGGAUGGCAUGGAAACGAUUUCAAAGGAGUAUAUCAGCGGCUAAUGGACAAUGUAACCUGUUUUGCAACUUUCAGCCAAAGACAUGAAAGUAUAGCUAGUAUAAUGAAAAGCCGGCCACCGUUGAGUGAGGAGAAAAGAGCUAGUCAAAUCCAUUAUUUACUGGACGAAAACUCUCACCGUCAGAAUCCAUUUCGUCAUAAGACCAUAGGAGACGUUAAAGCUCACUAUGGAGACCGAGUUGAAGUCAUUCUCAAGGAAAUGCAAAACGUACUGCAGACUAUCGAAUUGAUGUGGCAAAUUUUCGAAGAAAAAACAUAUUUAUCCCAAUUAACGGCUGAUUUGAGCUUAAUGGAUCGAAUAGUUCAAUUGAUGACACAAUACGAAAGUGGGAAGUUACAACGAAGGGCAUGGGCAGAGAAGAUGCAAUCAAGAAAAAUGAGACAUUUCUUUGAUGAAGAGUUCUAUGAGGGGUAUUAUGCAACGAUAAUCAAGGAUUUGGAUCAAAGUCUUGUGAAAGUAAUUGAUCGACUUGAAAAUGAAGAAUGGUUGACGUUGAAGAAAAAUAUUGAAAACGGAACUGCUUUAAAGACUGGAGCUAUACUAUUUUUCGAAGAUCCUUCUGAAGAAAGUUUGAAAAAGUUCCAAGAGUUUUUGAUGGAUGUCUACGAGUGCAGUACAGGUGAGGUGAAGACAUUUGCACAUGAUCAGCUGAAGAAGUUUCGCAAGGCGUUCAGAGAGCUUCAGACUGCUUAUGCCAAUCUUUUCCGUAAGGAAUUACCUGACUAUUUGGAAAACUUUGAAUUCGGAUCCAAGUUUGUUGGAGAUAACUUCGCCAUGGUUAAUAUUUUUUUCCAUCGACUACAUAUGGAAAGAUGGAGCCAAGAUCAAACCUAUUCUAUAUGGAGUUUAGCAUGUGAUAUUGGGGGUGCAUUAGGUCUUUUCCUUGGAUUGAGCUUAUUAACUUUGAUCGAGCUGAUAUACUUGUUGAUUCAACACAAGUUUUUUUGGAAAAACCUCAAAAACUGUAAAAUAACUGAUUGUUUCACAAAAGAUGGACGAAAGAAGAUCUUCAAAAACAGUUAUAACAUGGAAAAUGACGAUUGUAGUCAAACGGCUUCAAUAAGCGACAUCAUAGAGAGAACAAUGAAAGAGCAACGUCUUAUUGAUACAUCUAACGAGCAGAAACCAAAACGGAGUAUAUGGACCAAUGAAAACCCAUAUAUGAUCGUGCCCUCCGAUGAUCCUGAGGAGGACGAAUUCUUGAUGCGACCAGAUUCUUCUGUUUCCAUACUGGAUAUGAAAGAACCAGACGAACUCAGUGGUUUCAACACAUCUGAUCAUUUAUAUGUAGAUGAUGCAGUGAAUAGACUCUCAAAUAUUCCGGAAGAAAACUCUAAGCUGGAAGAUAUAUCGAAAGAGCUUGCCAAACCAAUAUCAAAGGAAAACAGUCCAACGGAAGAUGAACAUACGGAAUCCAUCUCAACUGCACCCAAUAUCUUAUUCCGAAAAACAAAUGAACGGCAGACGGCCUUAUGA
This is a messenger RNA of Auanema sp. JU1783, 3090 nucleotides long. Lineage: Eukaryota; Metazoa; Nematoda; Chromadorea; Rhabditida; Rhabditidae. The record is from the annotation of a GenBank genome assembly.